GACGAUGGAGUACAAGAGCAGUAAGAUGCUGAAAUCUCUACGGCUGAUGUUGGUGAUCGUUUGUCUGGUUAGUCUUGUCCCACACAUCACGGCAAGACCGUCAAGCGUGCGGCACAGCAAACAAUUGCGCCUCGUGGACCAUCUUCUACGCAGCAGAGCAGCCACGGCCGAAAGGACCCACCAGCACAACCAUCAGCACAAAAGGAGAUCUACAGAUUAUGAGGAUUACUACGACGCAGAUUACAAACGCGUGCAACAGUGUUAUGAAGAUGAGGACAUAAACGAGCUUUGCCAACGCUGUUCGAAGGUGACAAAGUCAUCGAUAGUGUUCCCGAUGUGCUGCAACAACGAGGAUCACACGAUGACAUGGUGCAAAGAGUACGUUUACUAUGGAAUACAAACGUAAC
This is a messenger RNA of Anopheles maculipalpis, 407 nucleotides long. RefSeq lists its product as uncharacterized. The transcript has 3 exons. The coding region runs from base 5 to 406 and encodes 133 amino acids. Lineage: Eukaryota; Metazoa; Arthropoda; Insecta; Diptera; Culicidae. The record is from RefSeq and is a predicted model, not a curated record.